Messenger RNA from Penicillium roqueforti, 537 nucleotides. RefSeq lists its product as uncharacterized. Bases 1 to 537 code for a protein of 178 amino acids. Lineage: Eukaryota; Fungi; Ascomycota; Eurotiomycetes; Eurotiales; Aspergillaceae. The transcript has a single exon. The record is from RefSeq and is a predicted model, not a curated record.
AUGACAUGUGUAUGGGCCAUAAACACCAUACCCAGAAGGAAACACGAAAUUGUGGCGGCCGAUGAUAUCGUUGAAGAGGGGGCAGCGAUUAUGGCCCAAUUUUCCAACGGAGUUGUUGGCACAUUUCUGGUGAGUGACAAUGUGGCUAGCCCAUACGGUUGGGAGUCUGCUACUGGCGACAAUCCUUUGUAUCCAAAGGCAGAGAUCCCAGUGGAUAUUUAUAGCAUUUUGGGCACGAAAGGGACUAUCGUUGUCCCCGACAACACUCUUUGGACCUACGACUCGGAGACGACGGGCAGGUAUCGCCAAGAGGCUGGGUGGAAAACUCCAAUGACACGCGUCAAGCUUCCAGUCGCCCAGGGUAUUCCGUUUCAACAACAAGCAGAACAUUUGGCUAGAGUGGUUCGUGACUUAGAAGAUCCUAUUUGCUCGGCCGAGGAUGGACUAGCAGCAGUCUCCGUCUGCGAGGCUAUUGUUACAGCUUUGAAGGCCAAGGACGGACUCCCGGUUCCUGUUUUAGACAUGUCACAUAUCUAG